AGGUGGCAUUGACUGGCACUGAUGGGUGACACUGAAAGGCAGCUCAGAAUGGGCACUGAUAUGUGGCAUUGAUGUGCACUGGUGUGCACUAAUAUGUGGCACUGAUGGGCACUGGCACUGAUGAGCACUGACAUAAUGCACUGAUGGACACUGACAGGUGGCACUGCUGGGGCUACACUGAUCAUCAGGGCACACUGAUCAUCAGUGCUCUGCGGCUCUCCUCUCGAGCUGUCAGCGUGACAGCUCGAGAGGAGAGAAAUGCCGAUAAUCGGCAU
Molecule: messenger RNA, 275 nt
Organism: Staurois parvus
Lineage: Eukaryota; Metazoa; Chordata; Amphibia; Anura; Ranidae
Source: the annotation of a GenBank genome assembly